Molecule: messenger RNA, 429 nt
Organism: Lycium ferocissimum
Lineage: Eukaryota; Viridiplantae; Streptophyta; Magnoliopsida; Solanales; Solanaceae
Product: peroxidase 12-like
Exons: 2
Coding region: 1-429 (142 amino acids)
Biological process (GO): response to oxidative stress
Cellular component (GO): plasmodesma; plant-type cell wall
Molecular function (GO): heme binding; peroxidase activity
Source: RefSeq, a predicted model, not a curated record
AUGCAGUCUAGUGGUCCGGACUAUGAUCUACCAUUAGGUAGAAGGGAUGGACUCUACUUUGCAACAAGAAAUGAAACCCUAGCCAAUCUUCCACCACCUUCAUUCAACAGAAGCGGAAUUCUAACUUCACUUGCCACAAAAAACUUCACCCCCACAGAUGUUGUUGUACUUUCUGGUGGCCACACUAUUGGUAUUGUUCAUUGCACUUCUUUCACUGACAGACUUUACCCUAAUCAAGAUUCAUCCAUGGAUAAAACCUUUGCCAACAACCUUAAAACAACUUGUCCCACCUCAAACUCCACGAACACGAAUGUCCUAGACAUCCGAUUACCUAACAAGUUCGAUAACAAGUACUACAUUGAUCCCAUGAAUCGACAAGAGCUUUUCACAUUGGAUCAAGAUUCGUACACGGAUCAAAUUCAAGAUUAG